Molecule: messenger RNA, 2646 nt
Organism: Eimeria acervulina
Lineage: Eukaryota; Apicomplexa; Conoidasida; Eucoccidiorida; Eimeriidae
Exons: 6
Coding region: 1-2646 (881 amino acids)
Source: RefSeq, a predicted model, not a curated record
AUGGACGCGCGUGACAGCCAGGGCGAGGGAACGUCGAUCCCGACGUCUCCCACCUCUGCUCUUCUGGGGUAUAGCGGGGGCCGCGCCUGUGGGGUGUCCUGUCCAGCGAGCAGCAGCACUCCUCCCGCUAGUUUGUCUCCCAUUCUGCGCAAGUCCGGAAGCUUGACGUCUCCUCCUCCUGGAUCAGCAGCAGCAGGAGGGGGAGCAGCAGCAGGAACAGCAGCAGGAGCAGCAGGGGGGGGCCCUAGCAGCAGCAGCUCCGCCAGCCGAGAAGACGACCGCCGCCGCGAGUUUCAGCGUAUAAAGACGGUUUCCUUUGCGAACUUAGAUAAUGUAGGAGGAGGAGGAGGCGGCCCUGUUGGUGCUGCAGCAGAAGGGGACACCGCAGCGGCAGCAGCAGCAGCAGCAGCAGCAGCAGCAGCAGCAACAGAUGCUGCUUACAACACGGGCGCGCGACUCGAAGGGGUUUCUUCUCCUGCACCUCCUCUCACUGAUGAUGAGACAGAACACCGCAGCGUUAGUGCUGUAUCUGGGGCUUGGGGUUUGUAUCCACAUAGCUACAACAGCAGCAGCAGCAACAUGUCUUUGUAUAUGCCUUUCGGUAGUCGUUUAAGUUCUUCUUAUUUUUGCUGCUGCUGCAGCAGAGUGCUUCGUUGGUUUCGGCGUCUGGGCCCGGGCAACGACCUUGCCUUUCACACUAGGGAGGAUUUGCUGCUGCAGCAGCAGCAGCAGCACAAGCGUCAAGCGCGUUUAAUAAGCCGCAGCAGCACUCUGAGUAACAGCAGCGGGGCUGCACGAAGCAACAGCAUGCGCGGCAGCAGCUCUGCAGAGAAGCUUUUAAGACCUUUCCCUCUUGCUUUUACAAGCAACGACUUAGAAGAACUAUUCUCUCUGAAUGUUAACCACUGGAUGGGGGUGCGCAUGCUACCUAUGGGAGUGCUGCUGCUGCUGCUAACGCUUGCUAUGUGGCCGCUGCUAGCCUGGAGCUUCGAUCAGCAGAGUGCUUUUGAUCAUAAGAGCUCUAUCGGAAUUAUGUUUAAUAUUGCUAUGGGAAUCACUAUGCUCGCGUCAGCUGCACUUGCUGCUGCUGCAUGCAUACCCAAAGCAAAAGGAUAUGCCGAACACCUCACCACCAUCGCCGUCUUCGUUCUAGUAACGAUGUGGGGUGUAUGGAACGGCGUUGCGAGUUACCGAUUGGAGGCGCAGGUGGAUGACAAAGACGAAUUUCGUUCGACUGAAGAAAGCACAGCUUUAGAGGCCUGUACAGCGAUGAGUUAUUUGUAUGGGCUUCUCCCCGUUGUUAUUAUUGAUGUCGUCCUUCCCUCUAGGACGAAGUACUCCUGGCUAAUUCAUAUUUCUUUCUUCGGAACAAGCGCCACCACUAUUGUGGUGAGAGGGGCUUUAAACCCGCGUUUUAUAGCCCCUUCUUUUGUCGUCAUUCGAGUUGUGACGUAUUUCGUCUUGGCAUUUUUUCUUUUUCUCGGUCGCUAUGCAGCGGAGAUGCAUUUGAGACAGACUUUCCUAGGAUGGUUGGAUACGCGGCGGCGAGUGGAGAGAUUAGAAUCAGAUUUAAAGCGGCAGCGCUCUCGCGGAGGUGUAUCGACAUCUUUAGAACACUUGGUUCAGUUAGUGAAGCAAAUGCAAGAGUUAAAUCAUUUAUCUUUAUCUUCUUCUGCUGCUGAGGGGUCUCGCCCAGAGCUGCGUCUACAGCUACAAGAGAGCCGCGCGUUGCUGCAGCAGUGUUUGUCUAUUUUAUGUACAACAACAAAUCUUUAUGCAGUAAACUUCGGUCCGUUAGAUAACAUAGAGCAUCUUGAUAUUAUUCAAGCUCUUCUAAAUGAUAAGAAUGCUCUUCCUAAAGAUUGGUUUAGAAGGAGAGAAACAUCUUUACCUCUCUCUGUUCCUCCUACAUCAGCAGACGGUGCUGCUAAUCAUAGACCGGGAGAUGUACGCAGCAGCAACAGAACAAGUAGCAGCAGCAGCAGCAGCAACAAUAACAGAAGCAGCGCUAACACUAACGCCACAUCAUACGCAACCCCGGAAGCAGCAGCACAAGAAGAAAGGCAUACUUCUGGUGCGCAUGCAGCAGCAAAUGCAGAUGCAGCAGCAACUGCAGCAGCAACAGCACCAGCAGCUGCAGCAGCAGGAGACCGCCAUACAUCCGAAGGUGUUCCGCCCAUUGGUCCUGCUGCUGCUGCAGGAACAGCAGCAGGUACAGCUCCAGCAGCAGGAGCAGCCCCAGCAGCAGCAGCAGCAGCAAAACGUACAGGAGAGGGUGUGAAGCAGCAGCCGCCGUACCCUCAGCUGCUGCUGCUGCCUCGAAGCCGCAGGGGCUCUCAAGCAGGAGAAGAAGCAACAGUUAAUCAUCAAGAAGAGAUUGCUGAGAGAAACAGCAAUCGUAGCUCUGUCUUUUCUGAUGUUCUUUUAAUGCCCAGAAAGCAAAGCAAAAAUACACACGAACGCAGCAUUGGAGGAGAAGAUAAACUCAUACGAGUCUCAUAUCUCUUCUCACCAGGACUUGCGGUUGCCCAGAAGACGUUUGCUUUGUUGAGUUUGUUAUCUCUUGUAAAGAGCCGGCAGCCCCGCGAUAUCGCUCUUAUUCUUGUUGCAGGUGAAUUUAUUGGGGUGUAUAUACACUGCAUUUAA